Molecule: messenger RNA, 1163 nt
Organism: Lutra lutra (Eurasian river otter)
Lineage: Eukaryota; Metazoa; Chordata; Mammalia; Carnivora; Mustelidae
Gene: AQP10
Product: aquaporin 10
Exons: 6
Coding region: 57-956 (299 amino acids)
Biological process (GO): water transport; glycerol transmembrane transport
Cellular component (GO): basolateral plasma membrane; plasma membrane
Molecular function (GO): urea transmembrane transporter activity; glycerol channel activity; water channel activity
Source: RefSeq, a predicted model, not a curated record
GCAGUUGUGCGCCGGUGCAGACGGAGGGCGGCAGGCGGACACGGGCUAUCUUCACCAUGGCCUACGGCUGGCCCCUGGCCCAAGUCAAAGGCUGGCUCCGGCUCCGCAGCCAGCUGGGCCGACAGUGCCUGGCGGAGUUUCUCGGGGUGUUUGUGCUCAUGCUCCUCACCCAGGGGGCUGUGGCGCAGGCCGUCACCAGCGGAGAAAGCAAAGGCAACUUCUUCACCAUGUUUCUGGCCGGCUCCCUGGCCGUGACGGUGGCCAUCUACGUGAGCGGUAACGUUUCAGGGGCCCACCUGAAUCCGGCCUUCUCCCUGGCCAUGUGCCUCCUGGGACGUCUGCCCUGGGCCAAGCUCCCCGUUUACUGCCUGGUGCAGCUUCUGUCGGCCUUCUGCGCCUCGGGAGCCACCUACGCGGUCUACUAUGAUGCCCUCCAGAAUUAUACAGGUGGGAACCUGACAGUGACUGGCCCCAAGGAGACAGCCUCCAUCUUUGCCACCUACCCUGCCCCUUAUCUGUCCCUGAACAACGGCUUCCUGGAUCAGGUUCUGGGCACAGGAAUCCUUAUUGUGGGGAUCUUGGCCAUCACGGACACACGGAACAAGGGAGUGCCUGCGGGUCUGGAGCCUGUGGCUGUGGGGCUGCUGAUCCUAGCCAUCGGGUUAUCCCUGGGUGUCAACUGUGGGUUCCCACUCAACCCUGCCCGCGACCUGGGCCCACGGCUUUUCACCUAUGUGGCUGGCUGGGGCCCUGAAGUCUUCAGUGCCGGGAAUGGCUGGUGGUGGGUGCCUGUGGUGGCCCCUCUGGUGGGGGCCACGCUUGGCACAGCCACGUACCAGCUGCUGGUGGCCCUCCACCACCCCGAGGAGUCAGAGCCAGCUCAGGAUCUAGAGCUCGCGCGACGGAAAGCCUCAGGCUUGGAAACGUCUGCCCCAGCUCGGCGGCCGCAGCUGUGAUUCCCACAGGACAGCCCUCACCGCCCUCGGGGACGCUGCGGAGGGCCAGAGGUCCGGCGUCGGGGACAGGACAUUCUUCCUCUGACGAAUGCGCCGGCUUCGCGGUCGGCUGUCGAGGCUCCCUUUCCUCUUAAGCCGGAGAGGAUGCCUGCACCGGGCGAUCCCGGGCCGGCCCCUCCCGGCCUCCUCCGCUCCUCCCCCCUCCCC